AUGAACAUGGUGAAGCACAUAAGGGACUCAGUGAGAAUACAUGCUACUGAGGGGGAGGCUUCUGAUUUUAGUCCCCACGAUGAUCGCGAUCAUUCUCUAGAAACACUUCAUCAUGAGGAGCUAAGGGUCAGUAAUGAGGACAUUAAUGCACUGGCUGUGGUGGUUGUGAGUUAUAAAGCUAAUGUAGGGUAUACAGACAAGACACAAGACCUGUUAAUAGAGGGAAAUAAGAAGCCUGAGGAAGCUAGCACUGGAAAGGCAAAUCUAGGAAAUGUUUCGACAUUGGAGCAGUGUAAUGAGGAAGUAAGGAUUCCGCAGCAAGUUCAUAACAAUGGGACAGAUGAUGCAUUAGUAGAGAAUAUCUCUCUAAUAUGGUAG
Dovyalis caffra is the source of this 378-nucleotide messenger RNA. NCBI's taxonomy places the organism in Eukaryota, Viridiplantae, Streptophyta, Magnoliopsida, Malpighiales, Salicaceae. The record is from the annotation of a GenBank genome assembly.